UGUUUGCAUUAGUCGUUAGGCUGGACACAGUGUGUGGUGAAUUAGUGAAAGCAGUUGACUCGGUUGACUCAACUUCUCAAACUCUGCUAAUAUGGUAAAAGGUGGAAAGAGAUAUCCAUCAGUGAACAACGAUGGCAAAUGGUUUGCUCAUGAAGUCUUAAGCAAAAGUGAGACAAGGACUCGUGAGCUGUCCACAAGCACUGGGAUGAUGCUGAGUCAGGUCAAGACAUCUUUGCCUCAGGAUUUGAACUUUGAGCGUUAUCCCAAACGGAGAACUGAGCAGAACACCAGAGUGUAUCCAUAUUCAGAGCAUGAUAACAAGCACGCCUUCGCAGACAACGUCUGUGUCUUCACUCAGGGUGUGGGCCGCAGGAAGUGUGCGGGCGACCGUCGGCAGCACAACUCCCACUUCUGCCUGUGCCACGACGCCGAGGGCGCCGCCGAAGCCGCCGGGGGCCUGCGAGCGGCCUCCAGGAGCGACGUCAAGGUGAAGCAGGCUGCUGAGGUCGGAGCCGGCGCCCGGCGGUUCCCCCGCAACCACAAGCAGAAGGCUGCACAGGCGGCUCUGGCGCAGGCAGGGCAGCAGUUUAUGUGGUUUGGACGACACGACUGUGAACCCUCAAAAGACGCUCUGCAAGUGUUGGCAGCUACCAGCAGCUCGGCCUCUCGCACGCGUUGAGAUACACCUGUAUAUCAGGGGCUUGACGGCAUCAUUGAUGGACCCGAUGUUAAUUAAAGGAGCAAAUGGAACCACCA
This is a messenger RNA of Betta splendens (Siamese fighting fish), 756 nucleotides long. It is a transcript of the gene tex36, whose product is annotated as testis expressed 36. The transcript has 4 exons. Bases 92 to 679 code for a protein of 195 amino acids. Lineage: Eukaryota; Metazoa; Chordata; Actinopteri; Anabantiformes; Osphronemidae. The record is from RefSeq and is a predicted model, not a curated record.